Amborella trichopoda is the source of this 1779-nucleotide messenger RNA. Its product is annotated as 3-ketoacyl-CoA thiolase 2, peroxisomal. Lineage: Eukaryota; Viridiplantae; Streptophyta; Magnoliopsida; Amborellales; Amborellaceae. Gene Ontology annotation, cellular component: peroxisome. Gene Ontology annotation, biological process: phenylacetate catabolic process; fatty acid beta-oxidation. The record is from RefSeq and is a predicted model, not a curated record. Gene Ontology annotation, molecular function: acetyl-CoA C-acyltransferase activity.
UACACUGCACUAAAUAUCACAUCGUCCUAUUCCCAUUUUGGAUGAGAGAGAAAGGAGAGGGGAGGGGAUUAAGAGGAAGAGAGAGAGAGACCAUUGAGUGAGAGAGAAGGUUCGUCGAGCUGAUCCUCCAACCUUCUAGGAGCGAAUUAGGAGCGGGAGGAAUGGAGAAGGCGGCUUUCAGACAGAAGAUCUUGCUGGAUCAUCUCAGGCCUUCUGCGAGUUCUCAGGAGAAUUCAAACCUUCAAGCCUCUGUUUGUUUGGCUGGGGAUAGCGCGGCAUAUGCAAGGAGUGCUCCUUUUGGAGAUGAUGUAGUGAUUGUGGCAGCGUAUCGAACUGCUCAGUGCAAGUCCAAACGUGGUGGUUUCAAGGAUACUUUCCCUGAGGAUCUGCUUGCCCCUGUUCUCAAGGCCUUGAUAGACAAAACUAAGCUGGACCCAAGGGAAGUUGGUGAUAUUGUUGUUGGCACGGUCUUAGCACCUGGAUCUCAAAGAGCAAGUGAAUGCAGGAUGGCGGCAUUUUAUGCUGGAUAUCCUGAAACUGUACCUGUGAGAACUGUGAACCGUCAAUGUUCUUCUGGCCUUCAAGCUGUCGCUGAUGUUGCUGCUGCCAUAAAAGCUGGAUUUUAUGACAUUGGCAUUGGGGCUGGGCUGGAGUCUAUGACAGCAAAUUCCAUGGCUUGGGAUGGCUCAAUAAAUCCUCGAGCAAGCACCAACACACAAGCUCAAGAUUGCCUCCUCCCAAUGGGUAUCACAUCUGAGAAUGUAGCUCAUCGUUUUGGUGUGACACGCCAGGAGCAAGAUCAGGCUGCUGUUGAGUCUCAUAGACGUGCAGCGGCGGCCACUGCUGCUGGGAAAUUUAAGGAUGAAAUUAUUCCAGUUGACACAAAGAUUGUAGACCCAAAAACCGGGGCGGAGAAACGUGUUACAAUUUCUGUUGAUGAUGGAAUUCGACCGAGCACAAGUUUGGCAGAUCUAGCAAAGCUGAAACCUGUAUUUAAGAAGGAUGGGACCACCACUGCAGGAAAUUCGAGCCAAGUAAGUGAUGGAGCAGGAGCAGUCCUCCUAAUGCGACGGUCUGUUGCAUUGCAGAAAGGGCUUCCUAUUUUUGGUGUGUUCAGGAGCUUUGUGGCUGUUGGAGUUGAUCCUGCCGUCAUGGGAGUUGGUCCAGCUGUUGCAAUUCCUGCUGCAGUUAAGGCAGCUGGUCUUGAACUUAAUGAUAUUGACCUUUUUGAAAUAAAUGAGGCAUUUGGCUCUCAAUUUGUGUACUGCCGCAAUAAAUUGGGGCUUGAUCCAGAGAAAGUAAAUGUUAAUGGAGGUGCAAUGGCUAUUGGGCAUCCUUUGGGUGCUACAGGCGCACGUUGUGUUGCGACACUAUUGCAUGAGAUGAAGCGACAGGGCAAAGAUUGCAGGUUCGGGGUCAUAUCCAUGUGCAUAGGCACUGGGAUGGGUGCUGCUGCUGUUUUCGAGAGGGGCGAUGGUGUUGACCCGCUUAACAAUGCCCGGAAAAUCGGAGCCAGCAAUCUUCUCUCCAAAGAUGCCCUAUAGAUUAGAGAAGUGAGAAGUAACAAUAAUAUCAAUGGCGCAAAUUGAUGAUAAUAACAAUAAAUAACAUGAUUUUAUGAUGAUCGGAUAUGGGUUUUAUCAAUAUUCAUAGGUAUAAAAUAAUGGGAGCAAAUGGGUAGUGGGGCCCACGUUGGUUGAUCUGUUGCCACUCAUAAUAUCUUGUUUGAAAAGAACUUGUUCCAGUCAUAAUUAUGUUUUUAGAUUAUUAUUAUUUUUA